CCCCCCAACCUCCAGCCCCACUCCCCUCCCGGAGCCGGGAGAGAACCCAGGCGUCCGGGCGCCUAGUCCCUGCAAGCCACUGGCCCCGCGGCAUGUACCACCCGUCGGAGCUGUUCCCGCAGUUCGGGGGGGCCUACGCGCUGCGCCCCGCUCCCCAGGGGGGGCUGGCGGCCGGCUUCCCCCAGGGGCAGGGGGCCCAGUACGAAGGUUUCCGCUACCCAGAUCUGGACAGCGUCUCAGCCCCCAAGUUCGAGCCCUUCUGCCCCGCAUUGGACCGGGCUGGGCGGCUCCUGGGCCCCUCCCCCUCGGGGCCCCCGCUGCCCGCCCCACCCCUGCCCUAUGGGGGCGGGCAGCAGCUGCCCCCGGCCGAGCCCCUCCGGCUGCCCCCCAGCGUGCGGAUGAGCCUGGAGAACCGGGAGCUGUGGAAGCGGUUCUGCGCCCUGGGCACCGAGAUGAUCAUCACCAAGUCGGGGCGGCGGAUGUUCCCCCAGCUGAAGGUCUCGGUGACGGGGCUGGACCCCGAGGCGAAGUAUCUGCUGCUGGUGGACAUGGUGCCGGCCGGGGCCUCACGCUACAAGUGGCAGGGCCAGCGCUGGGAGGCCAGUGGCAAGGCCGAGCUGCCCCCCCCCGACCGGGUCUACAUCCACCCCGACUCCCCGGCCUCGGGCGCCCACUGGAUGCGCCAGCCCGUGUCCUUCCACCGCCUCAAGCUGACCAACAACACGCUGGACCCCCACGGCCACCUGAUCCUGCACUCCAUGCACCGCUACCAGCCCCGCGUGCACGUGGUGGGAGCAGGAGGGCCGGGGGGACGUGGGGGGGGCUGCGCCUCCUUCUCCUUCCCUGAGACGGCCUUCCUCACCGUCACCGCCUACCAGAGCCCCAAGAUCACCCAGAUGAAGAUUGAGAGUAACCCCUUUGCCAAAGGCUUCCGGGAGAACGGCAUGAACAGCAAGAGGGAGCGAGAUGCCCGGAUCAAGAGGAAGAUGAGGGGCGAUGUGGCCGAACCUACCAGGAAUGAGGCUGACUGCAAGCGAGGCCCCUGCGACUCCACCCAGGGCCCCCCCCCAGAGCCACCAGCCCCCCCUGACUGUUCCUUCCACCCCAUCUCUUCCUCCUACCCUCCCGGUGGGAGCGAGGAGCUGGGGUGCCCCUUAGGGGGGGUGAACCCCAGUGCCGAGGCGUACGUCCAGCAUCCAGCCGCCUUCCAUGGCCUGCAGCCUCCCCAGGGGCCCACCGGCUAUGCCAGCUCACCCUGUGCGGCUCCAGAAGCAGCUGCUGCCCCGAAGCCCAUGGGAGACCCCAGCUGCCCCCCUGCCAAGCCACCCCCUGACCAAUCAAACUGCAGAACCACCAGCGGCCCCGCCCUCACCUACCCCUCCUAUGGGCUGGACGUCAGCUGCCUGCUGGGGGCAGGGCUGGACGGCCCCCCCCCACCUGACCUUCGCUUUCCCCCCUUCCUGCCCUACCCGCCCCCCCACCUCUAUGCCCCGCCCGGCCCCCCUGCUGGCUACCUCGAGGGGGGCAGCAAGGGCCUCGUCUGAGGGCUGGGCUCCCCCCCAGCCAUGGGGCUUCCCCCUCACCCGGGGAGCCCCCCCAACUGAAACUGACUUAUUUAUAACAAGGGGGGCCCAGACUCUGCCCUGCAGCUACUGGAUGGGGUGAAAUAUCCACCCCUCAACCUGCCCCACAGCCCUCGCCCUCUCGUCGUCUGCUUCCCCCAACCCCUCUCCCUGCCCCAUGCCCAGCAACCCUGCUAUCGCUGGUAUCUGCUCCCCCCUGCUCUCCUACAGCCUCGGUCCCCUGCCCCCAGUGGCUGAUUGGGGGGGGGGGAGAAUGAGCAAACAUGGGGGAAUUUCCUACCCUUUUAAAAACCAAUAGAAACCACGUCACCCAAUCAAUAAAGCUGGGAAGGCAGC
Mauremys reevesii (Reeves's turtle) is the source of this 1919-nucleotide messenger RNA. It is a transcript of the gene TBX6, whose product is annotated as T-box transcription factor 6. Gene Ontology annotation, molecular function: RNA polymerase II cis-regulatory region sequence-specific DNA binding; DNA-binding transcription factor activity, RNA polymerase II-specific. Gene Ontology annotation, cellular component: nucleus. The transcript is spliced from 8 exons. Gene Ontology annotation, biological process: positive regulation of DNA-templated transcription; heart looping; regulation of transcription by RNA polymerase II. The record is from RefSeq and is a predicted model, not a curated record. The coding region runs from base 93 to 1544 and encodes 483 amino acids. Lineage: Eukaryota; Metazoa; Chordata; Testudines; Geoemydidae.